GUCGCCAUGAGCAUCGGUUGGCACGUGAGUUUUAAUUUUCCGGUAACUUAAUAAUAAUUAUUUCAUAUUUUACAUGAAAAUUUAUUAAUCAUAAUGAGUAAAUAAUUAAGUCAGAUUAUGAUACCAAAUAUUUAAGUCAUUCGAAUGCAGAUGAAUAUCUUUAAUUAAGUGUAAAUAUACGUUUAAAAAAAGUCAUACGUUACUAGGUUAGUUGAUUAAAAAACUGGCAUUAUCUUGGCGGGAGAUUACUGUUUAUUAUUUGUUUUUUAUACUACUGUGACACACAGUGUAAUUAAAUGUGUUUGUUAAAUCAACAAACAGUUUAAAAAUUAUUUCAAGUUUUUUAUUUUGUUAUCCAACUAUGGAUGUUGAUUUGAAUUUAAUGAUAAAUUUCGUGCCAAUCGUCGCGACUAUUUUAGCACUCACGAUAGCAUUUCUCGUCGUUAUCCAAAGACUAAAGCAAAGAUGGCCAAAAAAACUUAACUGCUGGUUCUGCAACGUCAACUCAAAGAUUUCCAGAACGAAAACAGACUGGUGGAAGUGUCCUAAUUGUCAUCAGCACAAUGGGUUUUCAAAAGACGGUGAUUAUAAAUAUGACAUACCCGAGCAACGAAGUAAAUCAUUGAACAAUCCAGCAAAACAUUAUUCAUUGCCGAAUAAAAAUGAAGAAACAAGAAAAAAUAAUGGACUAUGCAAGAAUUGUAAUGCCAAUGAAGAACUUAAAGUCAUUGAGCUGCGUUCAAUUGAUCCAUUACGAUGGCGAGACUCAGAAAUCACAAGUUUUAAACAGAGUCUUGAUAAAAAGUAUCCGCUUUGCAAAAAAUGCAAUUCGUUUGUCAAAAAAGUUAUAAAUAAACAAGCUCAGUGGCUGACUCAGUAUAAAUUGCUUUUUUUUAAACAAAGAUCUGUGAAAAUUACAGUAAAUCACAAGACAAAAUUUGAAAAACUUUGUCGAAUUAUUUUAACACUUUUGAGCGCCGGUAUUAUUUAUUAUCCGAGUAAUCAACAAUUGUCAAUAAUUGGAGCAUUAUUACAACUUGUUACAGUAACGAGAGUUCAUAUUACUAAAAGAAAUUCUGAUUUAUUGUUAACAUUUAUAUGGGUUGGUAUUUGUAUAAUGAUGCCAUACAGUGAUACAAGAUUAUUAAAACUUAAGUUUAAAAUUAUACCGCUUAAUUUUGAGUACAUAACUGUUUAUCAAAUUAUUGCUGUUUUAUCAAGUAUUUUGGGUUUUAUCAAUAUAACAUCGAACAAUUCAUCAGCUGGAAAUGUAGAUGUAUCAUUUAAAAAACUAGAAUCGCCAAUAGCUAGCAUUGAUACUGUGCACAGAGAAUUAAACCAAGCUGGUUAUUGCGACAAAAAAACUAUUGAUACACCAGUUAGCCGUUCAAAUGGCUAUUGUGACAAUAAAAAUAAUAUUGAUGCACCGAUUAAUCGAUCGCCUGCAAAUACAACGCACUUAUUGAUGACGGAUACAUCUUUUGACUCACCAGAAACAAUAAAAGCGUCAAUGAAACCUUAUUUUAGAAUAUGUGAGAGUCAACGCAAUUCAAUACCGAAUGGGCUUAUGCAAAAAACUAUGUCCGACCCGAUAGAUAUCUCACCUAAACGUUCGCCAGAAUAUAAUCAUAAUCGUUUGGAAAAAUACACACUGAGUGAGAGCUUGAAAACUCUUAGCAAUUUAUCACUGGAUGGAAACCACAAGCAACAUUCUAAAAAUUCUCAAGUCUUUAAGACAAGAACUUACGGCACAUCUAGUCCAGAUUUAUUUCAGCGUAAUUACAAAAAAUCUCAACGUAAAUUCAUUCUAGCACCACCAAAACUUAAAUCUGUGACCCAAACAUCCUGGGUAGCCGGUGGAUACUGGCAAAUGGGUAUGGAUUCACCAACAUUGUCAAGAUCAUCAAGUCAAAGCUCAGGAUUCGGAUCUACUGGUUCAAACAUGGGGCCGUCACGAGAACCAUCUGUCCUGAAUGACGUCGACAGAUGCUCUGUAGUGUCUGACGUAGCGCCGUGCUACAGUGCUCAACGUCAAACCAGUGUCAGUCCCUCAAGUUCAUUUUGCCAACACACACCAACUUAUCGUGUAUCAACUCCAGACUUUGCUGGAUACAUUGGAACUCCUCACAGUCCACCGCCUAAUUUAAUAAUAACAACUCCCUGUAAUCAGUCAUUCCGACAAUCACCCUGUCACAAUUAUCACAUCAGCGACCAAUGUAUCAACAGUAGCAUGAAUUACAGCAUGAUUCAACAGACUCCACAAAUAUCAACGUGUAGUGCUUCUCAUUCUAUGAGCAUUUUAAAUAGCCCUAUUUGGCUACCAGCAUUGCUCUGUGGAUCUAUUGUUUUCAAUAUUAUUGUUUUUUGUACCGUAAUGUUACGCUAAAUUUAUUUUUAAUUGUCAUUUACCUUACAUUUGAAUAUAGAACGAUAUUUAUUUUUUUCACUGUUAAGUAAAAGGCCUAGUACUCGAUCACUCCAUCUAUUUGUAUAUCUAUAAUUAGUAAAUUUAGUAAAUCAAUAUAUAAAAAUAUAUGGAGUGAUCGGUUACUAGUUCUCUGGUCGGAUACUGGGUCUUAGUUUAUAGUAUUGUUUUCUUAUGGUAAUACUUACUGCCUACUCAAUUUAACUCAAUCACUGCCAAGUAAAUCAAGAUUUGAUUAGUACAUAAAAAAAAAUGAUAUAAUCUAUCAGAGUUAAGUGACUUUUAAGCCAAUUUAUAAAUAUCAAUAUUUAAAAAAGCAUAUAAAAGUAUCCCGAACAAUAUAUACAUAAAAUGCGUAUAACGCACUACACUCCGAAACUUGUGAUAAAAUAUUAUUCAUGUGUGUUCACUAGGAUACGUUAUUAAAUAUAAAUCACUCCAUUGUAUAGUAUAUAUAAUAAUAUACAUAAUAACUAUCCAUUAUUGAUCAUAUUGAUUUUUUUUGGUUGUUUAUAUUUUGUUAAUUAUUUAAAUAAUUUUUUAUUAUUUAACAAUGUUUAUUAAAAUUAUAUUUGUAAUUAUAUAUGUAUAUAUUUAGUAAACUAUGAACGUAUGAUCAAUAAUGGAUAAUUAAACUGAUACUGAUGGAGACUUUUACCUCUGUAAUGAAUAAUUAUGAUAUGGGUACUGGGUAGAAAUCCAUUCGAAUCAUGAUCAUAAUUGUUUUUAUUUUGUAAUUAAAAAAUGUGAAAAAAAAAUAAUGUUAACGUACAUGGGUAAUUAUAAUAGUUAAUAAUCAAUAUAAACAGUUGUGUUAAUAAUUAGUUACUAUUGUCUCAAUAACAAUUGAUUAAUAGAAAGUCGUGCCACUAUUGCAU
Molecule: messenger RNA, 3303 nt
Organism: Microplitis mediator
Lineage: Eukaryota; Metazoa; Arthropoda; Insecta; Hymenoptera; Braconidae
Exons: 6
Coding region: 362-2386 (674 amino acids)
Biological process (GO): nuclear migration along microtubule
Cellular component (GO): nuclear membrane
Molecular function (GO): actin filament binding; lamin binding
Source: RefSeq, a predicted model, not a curated record